GCCCUUCCAUGAGCCCACGGCGGACCCUCCCGCGCCCCCUCUCGCUCUGCCUCUGCCUCUGGCUGGCCGCGGCUGCGGCGCGGGAAGCCGCGCAGUCAGCUCUUGCCCCUGUUCUUUGCCUCUCGUUUUGUUGGUGAAGAUAUCACAGUGAUGUCUGCAUUCAACCUGCUGCAUUUGGUGACAAAGAGCCAGCCAGUAGCCCUGCGAGCCUGUGGGCUUCCCUCAGGGUCAUGUAGGGAUAAAAAGAACUGUAAGGUGGUCUUUUCCCAGCAGGAACUAAGGAAGCGGCUAACCCCCCUGCAGUACCAUGUCACUCAGGAGAAAGGGACCGAAAGUGCCUUUGAAGGAGAAUAUACACAUCACAAAGAUCCUGGAAUAUAUAAAUGUGUCGUUUGUGGAACUCCAUUGUUCAAGUCAGAAACCAAAUUUGACUCCGGUUCAGGUUGGCCUUCAUUCCACGAUGUGAUCAGUUCUGAUGCAAUCACGUUCACAGAUGACUUUUCCUACGGGAUGCACAGGGUGGAAACCAGCUGCUCUCAGUGUGGGGCUCACCUCGGGCACAUUUUUGAUGACGGACCUCGUCCAACCGGCAAAAGAUACUGCAUAAAUUCGGCCUCCUUGUCGUUCACGCCAGCAGAGAGCCGCGGUGGCGCCGAGGGAGGCCCUGGGCCAGCUGGCCCAGCCCAGGCAGGCCACGCGGAGCUGUAGGGGCCCGGAGGGCCAUGGAAACAAGUGCACUUAAUGCACAGCUGGUUAAAAAAAAUACUCAGAAUUGUCUUAGAUAUAUUUUUUCAAAAAAAAAAAAAAAUAGAAGGGCAGUUUUGUGCUAUCAAUAUUUUUCUUCUUUUGUUUAAACAGAGGCCCUGGCCACCAAUGUAUUUUGCUAUUGACUAGAUCCAGAACUGUUUAUAACUUCAGCGAACGGAGAUAGCUGUGGGAACCGUCUUCACAAGCCACUUGAGUACCAUUUGGCAUUCUUUUCUUUGAGCACAUAGCUUCUUUUGAGAUUCCCUCCCCCUCCCCCUACCCUUUGCUUAUGAGGCAGGUGGAAGGUGCUUGGUCUCCUAAUGUGAAGCUCAAGAUCUCUGCAGUGGAGAGGGCACAGGGCUCGGGGACCGGGUGCUCAAGGCCGCAAGAUGCAGGGCCUUGAGACACUUGUGCGGGCCCACCUGAGAUAAGGGUGGACUGACGCCUGAGACUUCUCAGCCCUGUGGAAAGUUUGAGCUAAGGUCGUUUAUUCUCACUAAAUGGGUGUGAAGGUCUAAAGUCUUUCCUUAUGUUAAAUUGUUGCCAGAUCCGAGGGGGUGCACUGAGUGUUGUGGCAGAGAGUAAACAUUACCUCAUGGUUAGGCCUUUAUUUUAUUUUAUUUUCCAUUGAAAACAUUGGAAUGUAAGACAACUGUAAAGUGCUGAGCCCCAUGUUGUUAAAAAUCCACAAAGAAGAACACCUGUCAUUGCCUUUUAGAAGUCCGUCCCUCUGCUGCAGCUGGAAGGGCAUUUUGGUGAAUUCCACUGUGUAAAAUAAAAUAUUGGGGACAGUACACUUCAUCAAGGCAGCGGAAGUAAGAGAGCAGAGAGGACCAAGGAGGAAGUCCUGGUUAUUAAAGUACCCAGUGUCGAGCAGAAAAGCUGGUGCCAUACUGCAAG
Hyaena hyaena (striped hyena) is the source of this 1647-nucleotide messenger RNA. RefSeq names its product methionine sulfoxide reductase B3 (gene MSRB3). Bases 151 to 708 code for a protein of 185 amino acids. Lineage: Eukaryota; Metazoa; Chordata; Mammalia; Carnivora; Hyaenidae. Gene Ontology annotation, molecular function: peptide-methionine (R)-S-oxide reductase activity. The record is from RefSeq and is a predicted model, not a curated record. The transcript is spliced from 7 exons. Gene Ontology annotation, cellular component: cytoplasm. Gene Ontology annotation, biological process: response to oxidative stress; protein repair.